AGCAGUUCUUUGUUUUUCGUUUUAUCCUCUAUGAAGUUCCAAAAGUUAUCAUCUGAGAAACUGAGGGCGAAACCCAUCAGCUGAGUGGCAGAACCAAGGAAUUCUCUAUCCCUAUACACAUAUAAGUUUGUGUGGAGUGAACGCGUACGUGAAGCCAUGGUGAAAGCUGAGGACCUGGACUUGUGCUUUGGGAAGCUGAUGAUGGCUACUGCUGGGAAAAGUGAUGAGGGAUUGAAGAUGGAGGGUGUGGUGAUCACCGAGUGGAAGGAUAUUCCAAUUGAGCUGCUGCUGAGAAUUGUUUCACUUGUUGAUGAUCGGACUGCUGUUGUUGCCUCUGGUGUUUGUACUGGGUGGAGGGAUGCUAUUUGCUUUGGACUCACACAGCUCUGCCUCUCAUGGUGCAAGAAGAACAUGAACAACUUGGUUUUGAGUGUUGCCCCUAAGUUCAGGAAGUUGCAAACUCUGAUACUGCACCAAGAAUAUCCACAACUUGAGGAUAAUGCUGUUGAGACAAUUGCAAAAUUUUGUCAUGAUCUGCAGGAUCUGGACCUCAGCAAAAGCUUCAAACUUAGUGAUUGCUCCCUGUAUGCUUUGGCCCAUGGUUGUCCUGAUCUUACAAAACUUAACAUCAGUGGAUGCACUGCAUUCAGUGAUGAAGCCCUUGAAUAUUUGACCAAAUUUUGCCAAAAACUGAAAAUUUUAAACCUUUGUGGAUGUGUUAAUGCUGCAACUGACCGUGCAUUGCAGGCCAUUGGACGUAACUGCGCUUUGCUCCAAUCUUUAAAUCUUGGAUGGUGUCAGAAAGUGGGUGACGUAGGAGUCAAGAGUUUAGCAUAUGGAUGCCCUGAUCUCAGGAGCCUUGACUUGUGCGAAUGUGUCUGUAUAACAGAUGAUAGUGUGAUUGCUUUGGCAAACAAUUGCCGUCACUUAAGAUCACUUGGCUUGUACUUCUGCCGGAACAUCACAGAUAGAGCAAUGUAUUCACUGGCUCAAAGCCGAGUGAAGAACACGCCUGCAAUGUGGCAAUCCAUGAAGGGGAGAUAUGAUGAAGAAGGCCUCACGAGUCUCAAUAUAAGUCAGUGCACUGCCCUUACACCUUCAGCUGUUCAGGCACUAUGUGACACAUUUCCUGCUCUUCACACAUGCUACGGAAGGCAUUCCCUUGUCAUGAGCGGUUGCUUGAACUUAACAUCUGUACACUGUGCCUGUGCUGUACAAGCCCACCGCACUGUAAGCAAUAUUCCCUAUCCUGCUCAUUGAAAGGAACUAAAAGUAGUAUAUGUGCUUUUUGAGAUGCCACUGUAGAUAGGAAGUGUAUUUAGACAGCUGUCUGGCUACAAUUAUUGUGGCCAUUUUCUAGUUGGAUAACAUGGACUGUGCAUGCGAUGGACUCUUGUUGUCUGCCUUAAGUUAUGAAGUAUGCUGGAUUCAGGCUUGUCAAUGCUUUUCUGCUUCUCAAAUCUUUGGUUUAAUCGCAUAAACUUGCAUAUCAGUC
Messenger RNA from Rubroshorea leprosula, 1495 nucleotides. The record is from the annotation of a GenBank genome assembly. Lineage: Eukaryota; Viridiplantae; Streptophyta; Magnoliopsida; Malvales; Dipterocarpaceae.